This is a messenger RNA of Elephantulus edwardii (Cape elephant shrew), 1882 nucleotides long. RefSeq names its product katanin p80 subunit B-like 1 (gene KATNBL1). Bases 16 to 930 code for a protein of 304 amino acids. The record is from RefSeq and is a predicted model, not a curated record. The transcript is spliced from 9 exons. NCBI's taxonomy places the organism in Eukaryota, Metazoa, Chordata, Mammalia, Macroscelidea, Macroscelididae. Gene Ontology annotation, cellular component: nucleolus. Gene Ontology annotation, molecular function: microtubule binding.
GGUAUUUAAGAGAUUAUGGCAUCUGAAACCCACAAUGUUAAAAAACGGAACUUUUAUAAUAAUAUUGAGGAUCAUUCCCUUGAUCUUCCUAGAAGAAGGAACUCUCAUUUUACUGAUAAGAACAUGAAGGAGGUUAAGAAAUCUCCAAAACAGUUGGCUGCUUACUUAAAUAGAACAGUUGGACAAGCUGUGAAGAGCCCAGACAAACUACGUAAGGUGGUCUUUUGCAGAAACAAAGUCCAGCAUCCUUUUCCAAAUACUUGUUACAGAAAAAAACAGUCCCCUAGACGUGGGGGCUGUGUCAUGGCAAAUAAAGAAAAUGAACUGGCUUGUGCAAGCCACCUUGCUGAAAAAUUACGUCAUGAUAGUCGGACAUAUUUGAUUAACUCCAGUGAUUCUAGUUCACCACAGACAGAAAGCUCAUCAUCAAAAUAUAGUGGCUUUUUUCCAGAGGUUUCUCAGGACCAUGAAACAAUGGCACAAGUUUUGUUCAGUAGAAAUUUGAGGUUGAACGUAGCUUUAACAUUCUGGAGAAAGAAAAGUAUAAGUGAACUUGUAGCCUAUUUGGUCAGGAUAGAAGAUCUUGGAGUUGUGGUAGAUUGCCUUCCUGUGCUUACCAAUAGUUUACAGGAAGAAAAACAGUACAUCUCACUUGGCUGCUGUGUAGACUUGUUGCCUCUAGUGAAGUCACUACUUAAAAGCAGAUUUGAAGAAUAUGUAAUAGUUGGUUUAAACUGGCUUCAAGCAGUCAUAAAAAGAUGGUGGUCAGAACUGUCAUCGAAAACAGAAAUUAUAAAUGAUGGAAAUAUUCAGAUUUUAAAACAGCAAUUAAGUGGAUUGUGGGAACAAGAAAACCAUCUUACUUUGGUUCCAGGAUACACUGGUAAUAUAGCGAAGGAUGUAGAUGCUUAUUUAUUACAAUUGCGUUGAGAAGUUUCAUCUUUUAAAGCGUACUUAGUUCUAUCAAACAUCUUGGACUAUAUGAUUUCCAGAACAAUCUCUCUUCUGAGAACUCUGAACUGUGGAAGAAAUCAGAACCAUUUUUUUUUGUUUUAAAAAGCCACGUAAUGAAACCACUAAUGAAAUCCUAACCGUCUACUUCACAUUGAAGUGGAAAACUAUCAAAAGGAGCAGCUACAACUUCAAUGAGGUGAAAGUGCACUAUGAAGAUUGUUGACUUUUGCUGCAUUUGGGAUUUUUAUGGGAUUUUUAUUUGGUAAUAUUGUUUAAGAACUACUGGGUCUUAAUGCACUCCUGCAUAUUGCAUAAUAUAAUUUAUCCUAUGUGAAAGAAUAAGAAAGGACUUGUUACUGGGAACCACAAAGACUGAUCAUCAAGAUUUUUUUUUUUAAGAUUGUGUUUUAUAUGAAAACACUUAAAUGUGUGCAGCUAUUUUCUUAAGUUGAAGAGACUUUGAAAGUUUAAAACAUCGCCGAUUAUCAAUAUUAAUUUUUUGUUCACAUUGAGAUACUACUGUGUAUACAAAAUGCCUUAAUUAGUAAUAAGCCAAUACUCUAAGAUACCAGGAUAUAUUAAAAUAAUGAAAACCACUUGUGCUCUGACAUGAUAAAAUCAUGGAAUUAAAAUAAUGUAAAUUAAGGUUUACAUUCAUGUAGAAUGUUGUUAAAACCUAAUCCAAAGCAUUUUAAAAUCUUGAGACUAUUUCUCAGAUUAUUUUUUGUCAGAAUCAUUAUUGCAUAGAUGUGUUACACCUAUCUAAAAGAAAAAAUGGUGAAUAUGUAUUUGUAUGAAUGCUUAACUGGAAAUGCCCCUGGAUUUGGCUAAUUUAUGUUCAAUUUUUACUCAUUUUGUAGAAUCCUAAUAUUUUUCAGUUCUGUAUUGUUUAAGCAUCUUUCAUUUGAGUAAAUUCACUGAAUAUUUC